This is a messenger RNA of Oppiella nova, 3072 nucleotides long. NCBI's taxonomy places the organism in Eukaryota, Metazoa, Arthropoda, Arachnida, Sarcoptiformes, Oppiidae. The record is from the annotation of a GenBank genome assembly.
AUGUUCAAAACUCAAAAACAUCGCUCUGAGCACCUUCUAGUCUUAGCUACCACAAAUCAUUUAGGUCAUACUUCAACAGCCUCGACGAAUACCACAGACAGCACUCUGCUCAUUCCACUUUGGAGCACAAGACCUUACAGCAAGAUGAGCGAAAACUUAGCCUUCGAUGUUGUAAUCAUAGGCGCAGGGAUAUCUGGAAUCAAUGCAGCCUACCGCAUUCAAGACGACGGGCCGUCUGAUCUUACCUACGCAAUCCUUGAAGCCCGCGAUUCUAUCGGCGGAACCUGGGAUUUGUUCAAGUACCCCGGAAUUCGAUCCGACUCCGAUAUCUUCACAUUCGGAUUUCCUUGGAAUCCGUGGAAACAUAGCGAGACUCUAGCUUCAGGUGGUAUGAUCAAGGAUUACAUGAUUGAGUCGGCAAGGUCUGCCGGUAUCAACCAUCAUAUCUGCUACAAUCAUUCGGUCUCCGAGGCAAACUGGCUUUCUGACAAGAAGAUGUGGGAACUACAAGUCACGAGACUUGGUGAUAAGAAACCUGUUAGUUUUCAAGCUCGAUUUGUCUUGCUAGGAACCGGAUACUACAAUUACGAAACUCCGAUGGAAACCACAAUCCCGGGAAUCGAAAAUUUCGAGGGAAAGGUCAUCCAUCCUCAGUUCUGGCCGGAGGACUACGAUUACACCAACAAAGACGUUGUCGUCAUUGGGAGUGGUGCCACUGCCGUCACCAUUGUUCCUUCCAUGGCCGACAAGGUGAAGAGAAUCACAAUGCUUCAACGAAGUCCAGGCUACAUUUUCCCAUUACCAGGACACAGUCAUUUCACGACGAUACUUUCCUCUCUGCUGCCCCUGAGUGUUGCCUACCUCUUCAAUAGGCUGCUGUGGCUUUUUAAGAGCUACAUUUCGAAUUAUUUCUGCCGGUCCUGUCCAGGCCUGGCAAAGAGAAUUAUCAAAAGUGUGACCAUCAAGCAAUUACCUCCGAGUGUGAGCUGGGAUCCGCACUUCAAGCCGCGAUAUAACCCUUGGGAUCAGCGGCUUUGUGCAUCUUUGAACGGAGACUUCUUUGCUGCCAUUCGUUCCGGCAAAGCAGACAUCGUUACCGACAACAUCAAGACAAUCACGGCAAAAACCAUCGAGCUCCAGUCUGGAACAACUCUUCACCCAGACGCAAUCAUUACUGCGACCGGUCUCAAGCUAAGAUUUGGUGGUGGCAUCAAUUUCAAGGUCAACAACAGGCCUAUCGUUGUAUCCGACCGAUAUGCCUGGCGAGCGCUUAUGCUCCAAGAUGUACCCAAUCUCUUCUUCAUUUUUGGAUAUGAAAACGCAUCUUGGACCUUGGGAGCCGAUGUGGCUGCCCAGCUCUUUGUUCGCAUAUCCAACAAGAUGAAGAACUGCGGCUAUACGGUUGUAGUACCGCAGCUAGAUACCUCGAAGGGUGCCAGCGAUCUGCAGCCGAGCAUACCUUCGACAAUCGAACUGAUCGCCAUAUGCACGUGUACAUACAACCUUCCCAUAGAAGACCAGUCAAUCUACCCGAUGAUCUAUCUUACUGCAUGUGACUUUGAGCUAAGUGAAGGCAGAAGACAGAUCGCCCCAUUAGCUCCAUUAGGGACUUGUUAUGCUCCGGGCGAUCUGUCUAAGUAUACGUACUGCAUGAUCAUGCACGAAACCGCACACCAGAUGGCCUCGGAGUCGUCGGUUAAAGCCGAGCAAGAUCUAAUUAUUGUGGAUCUCCUGCAAGCCAGCUCUGCAUUACUUAUGAGUAUAUGUAAUCCUGCGCUGGAGACAGCCUUAGAGACCUCCAUCUUUUUCAUUCCGAGCAACUACCGAUUGACUACCAAGGCAACCUUCGCAUUCAAUUUCCACUCCAAAACUUCGUUUUUCUUCUCUAUGACGAGUUCAACAACUAGUGGAUCAGCCACAUUAGCCGAGCCUGGUAUUGUUGCCAAUCUCACCACAGAACACGAACGCUGCCUUCAAGAGGCAUGGAUUCAUCUUCUCCGGCUUUGUGGUUACGAGAAAGUGGGGGAAGGGGUGCCCGACAAAACCGAUGAGUUUCUUCUCCACACCAAAAAGGAUCAACCCGAUGGUUUCAAGAAUAGUCUCUGGGAAUACAUGUUCUGCGAUAACCCAGAUGCGCUCGUUCUUUGUUACCUCCGCGCUCGAAAAUGGGACGUAGUUGAAGCAGUCAAAAUGCUUGUCUCUACGGUUCAUUGGAGAGUUGAACGGAAGAUCAGUACGAAUAUCAUCGAAGGUGGCGAGAGCGUUGGUUUGAAGCCAACAAGAAGUUCCGAAGAAGAAGCCCUCAUGUUGCAGUAUCGCUCUGGUAAGAGCUUCGUCCGGGGAAACGACAAACAUGGGCAUCCAAUCUAUAUCGUCAGGGUCAAGCUUCACGAUCCUCAUACGCAACCGGUUCAUGUCAUGGAGUCUUACGCUCUGCAUAACAUGGAGAUCUUGAGGAUCAUGGCCAAAAGUAGACAGAGUAAAGUUUGUCUGCUAUUCGAUCUGACCGGCUUUGGGCUUCGGAACAUGGACUUUCCGUUGGUAAAGUUCCUGAUGCAAAUGUUUGAGGCGAGGUACCCUGAGACUUUGGAAGUGAUUCUUGUCCACAAUGCGCCUUUUGUGUUCUGGGGUAUCUGGAAAAUAAUCAAGCAUUGGUUAGACCCAGUCAUUGCCUCUAAAGUCCACUUCACCAGCGGCAACAAAGCAAUGCUCGAAUUCAUACCUCGCGACAAUUUACAAAAGUGCUACGGAGGAGACGACGAAUGGGAAUACAAAUACGUGGAACCCGUUUCGACAGAGAAUGAGCAGCUGAACAAUGUGGAGAAGAAAGUCGUGCUGCAGAAACAAAAGGGUGCUUUGAUCGAGAAAUUCAAUCAAUUGACGGUGGAGUGGGUAUCAUUGGAGCCAGAGGCUGGUGUGGCAAAAGCAAAGAAUACUCAGAGAUGCGAAGUUGCGCAUGAGCUGGAACAGAAUUAUUGGCAGUUGGAUCCAUAUAGUCGAUCGACUACCUAUUACGAUCGAGUGGGUGUACUCAUGCGCGAUGGCGCUGUGGACUUCGGAGCAGCGCGAUAA